This is a messenger RNA of Coturnix japonica (Japanese quail), 8701 nucleotides long. NCBI's taxonomy places the organism in Eukaryota, Metazoa, Chordata, Aves, Galliformes, Phasianidae. The record is from RefSeq and is a predicted model, not a curated record.
GUCCCCGCCCCGUUCCCGCUGUCUCUCCCCUCAGCCCCGCUCAGUCUCUCCGUGCGCUGACGCCGCUCGGUGCCCCCGCUCCCACCCCUCUUUUGUUUCUCCUUGUGCUCCUUGUUGUUUUUACCCCCUAUUUUCUCUAUUUAUUGUCCUCCUUUAUUCCCCUCCCUUCCAUCCCGGCUGGUUUCGGUGGCGGUUCGGGGUUGUUUUUUUGGUUGGUUGUUAUUAUUGGGGCCCUGUCUCCCGGCUCUCGGUGCAGGCCUUGGCCCGCCAUGGGCGCGGUGUUGGCGGUGGGGCGGUGCGGCCGCUCCGCGGGGCGCUGAGCGGAUCGUGGAGCGGGGCCGGGACUCGCCAUGGCCGCCAAGGACAACCCGUGUAGGAAGUUCCAGGCCAACAUCUUCAACAAGAGCAAGUGCCAGAACUGCUUCAAACCCCGCGAGUCGCACCUGCUCAACGACGAGGAUCUCAACCAGGCCAAACCCAUUUACGGUGGCUGGCUGCUGCUGGCCCCCGAAGGAACGGACUUUGACAAUCCUGUCCAUCGCUCUCGGAAAUGGCAGCGUCGGUUCUUCAUCCUCUACGAGCACGGGUUGCUGCGCUACGCCCUCGACGAGAUGCCUACAACCCUCCCACAGGGCACCAUCAACAUGAACCAGUGCACGGAUGUGGUGGAUGGGGAGAGCCGCACAGGGCAGAAAUUCUCCUUAUGCAUCCUAACACCAGAGAAAGAGCACUUCAUCCGGGCUGAGAACAAGGAGAUCAUCAGCGGGUGGCUGGAGAUGCUGAUAGUCUACCCAAGGACAAACAAGCAGAACCAGAAGAAGAAGAGGAAGGUAGAGCCCCCAACUCCACAGGAGCCUGGCCCUGCGAAGAUGGCUGUGACCAGCAGCAACAUCCCCAGUGCUGAGAAGGUCCCCACCACCAAGUCCACGUUGUGGCAGGAGGAAAUGAGGGGCAAAGAGUCAGGAGAUGCAGGCGGCAGCAUCAGCCCAGCACAGAGCCCGGUGCAGGGGGCUGCCAGCUCCCUGAAGGAUCCCAUUUUGGACAACAAGGAAGAUGAGAGCUCCAUGAAUGGGGACCGGAUAGACUGUGGGCGGAAGACUCGUGUUGAGAGCGGCUACUUCUCCUUGGAGAAGACCAAGCAAGACUCGAAGCUGGAAGAGCAGCAGCUGCCGCCACCACCGAGCCCACCCAGCCCCAGCACCCCGAACAACAGGUACAGUUAUCCCAAAUCGCCCUCACAGGAGCAUGCCCAGCCCUUUCCUUCCCCAGGUACCCGAUCAGGCGACAGAGUGAUUCACAGCUUUUCUCUGAACUCCUUGGACUCGAAGAGCAGUUGUCCCAUGCACAAGGACUCCAGCAGAGAUGUAGGAAGGGGAGCUGAAAAAUCGGGGCGUCCCCUUUCUUUUAAAGCCAGCCGGCAGUACACCACCCUGGCCGACGUUCCCAAGGCCAUUAGGAUCAGUAAUCGUGAGGCCUUCCAGGUGGAGAGGAAGCGGCUAGAGCGGAGAACCCGGGCACGUAGCCCUGGGAGAGAAGAAGUGGCCCGGCUCUUUGGCAAUGAGAGAAGGCGAUCUCAGGUUAUUGAGAAAUUUGAGGCAUUAGACAUCGAGAAUGCAGAGCACAUGGAGACAAGCGUGCCAGCAGGAGCUGCCCUUUCCAGUGAGACGCGGCAGGGCAGGAGUGAGAAGAGGGUUUUCCCACGGAAACGAGAUUUCACGUGUGAAGGGACAGCCAUGGGCUCCAUCCUGGACGUGUCUGCAUCUCCGCUGUCCCCGCACCGCCGGGCCAAGUCACUGGACAGGAGGUCCACAGAGUCCUCCAUGACGCCCGACCUACUGAACUUCAAGAAGGGCUGGCUGACAAAGCAGUACGAGGAUGGGCAGUGGAAGAAGCACUGGUUUGUGCUGACUGACCAAAGCCUGAGAUACUACCGGGAUUCAGUGGCAGAGGAGGCAGCAGACCUGGAUGGAGAAAUUGAUUUGUCAACGUGCUAUGACGUCACUGAGUACCCAGUUCAGCGGAACUACGGCUUCCAGAUCCACACGAAGGAAGGGGAAUUCACCCUCUCUGCCAUGACGUCUGGCAUCCGCCGCAACUGGAUUCAGACCAUCAUGAAGCACGUUCGCCCCACCACUGCGCCUGAUGUAACGAGGAAAAACUUCUCUUUGAAACUAUCCGUGCUGAAGCCCAGCUCCCUACCAGAGGAGAAAAGCAAAACAAGCUCAUCCUUUGAGCCCAGCCCAAAGCCCAGCGAGAAGCCGGACGCGGAGCAAACUGAGCUGGACCCAGAGCAGAAGCGGAGCCGUGCACGGGAGCGCCGGCGAGAAGGGCGAUCCAAGACCUUCGACUGGGCUGAGUUCCGCCCCAUCCAGCAAGCCCUGGCUCAGGAGCGCGCCAAUGCCGCUGACUCCUCCAAGAGUGGCACCUCCGCCUUCUGCAGGGACAGCAGCACCGCCGACACCGACCCGGGUGAGCUGGAGAGGGAGAGGGCACGGCGACGUGAGGAGCGGCGCAAACGCUUCGAGAUGGUUGACACGGUGGAUGGAACAGGACCAGAGGAGACGCUGAAGAUGGAGGUGGAUCGGAUCCUGCCUGUCCCUGUGGACAUGAAACCACAGAAUGUCCACGUGGAGAUCGAGCAGCGGUGGCACCAGGUGGAGACCACCCCACUGAGGGAGGAGAAGCAGAUCCCCAUUGCUCCCCUGCACCUUGCCCACACUGAGGACCGGGAUGAGGGGCUGGCAAAGCAGCACCUGACCACACUGCUGGAGAAGGAGCUGGAGCAGAAGCAGAAGGAGGCCCUGGAGCUCCUGGAGCAGAACCGACACCUGCAGGACCAACUUAAAGUCGCACUGGGCCGGGAGCAGAGCGCCCGUGAGGGCUACGUGUUGCAGACCGAGGUGGCCGCCUCGCCAUCAGGUGCCUGGCAGAGGCUCCACAAAGUCAACCAAGACCUCCAAAGUGAGCUGGAAGCCCAAUGCCAGCGUCAAGAGCUGAUCAAUCAGCAGAUCCAGUCGCUGAAGCGCAGCUACGCUGAGGCUAAGGAUGUCAUCCGGCACCACGAAGCUGAGAUUCAGAGCCUGCAGGCACGGCUCAGCAACGCGGCAGCCGAGCUCUCCAUCAAGGAGCAGACCCUGGCCAAGCUCAGAAGCGACCUGAGGAGUGAGAAGGAGAAGGCCAAGGAGCAGCUGGAGGAGUGGCAGCACAGCGAGGCUGCGCUCAGCUCCCAGCUGAAGGCCAGUGAGCAGAAGCUGAAGAACGCCGAGGCUCUGCUCCUCGAGAAGACUCAGGAGCUGCGGGACUUGGAAAUGCAGCAGGCUCUGCAGAGGGACCACCAGAAGGAGGUGCAGCGGUUGCAGGACAGGAUCGCAGAGCUGAGCAGACAGCUGAAUGCCAGUGAGCAGACGCGCAUCCUUAUGGAGGAGAAGCUGCAGAAGAAUUAUGAGGCUUUGCUGGAGAGCUGUGAGAGGGAAAAGCAGGUUUUAAUACAGAGUCUGAAGGAGGUGGAGGAUAGGGCCAACGAGUACGAGAAUCAGCUGCAAAACAGCGAGCAGCAAAUGGAAGUUCUGCAGAAGGAAAAACUGAGCGCAAAGUUUGAGGGCAGCGAGCUUGUCCACCAGCUGGAGGAGCAGCUGCUGCUGAAGGAGGCCAGCAUCCAUAAACUGGGAGAGCACAUCAAGGAGCUUGAGAGGGAGAGAGAUCAGAUCAAAUGUCGGUUCCACGAGCUCAUGAAUCAAGUUGCCGAGUCAGAUAACGAGGUUGCAAAGCUGCAAGCCAAGUUGAAAAUGGAAGAGACCAACUACCGCAAUCUGGAGCAAUCAUUUGAGGAGGUGUCGGAUCAGUUCCAGGGUGUGCAGAAAGUGCUGAAGGAAAAAGAGGAAGAGCUGAGACACGUUAAGGAAAUGCACCUGAGAAUUGUGGAGAAGAAAGAUCAAGAUCUCAGCGAGGCUUUGGUUAAAAUGGUUGCUUUGGAUAGCAGUUUAGAGGAGACUAGAGUAAGGCUAAAGGCCAAGGAGGAGGCUUUAAGGAAAUUAACCAGCGUAGGUGCAGGGCCGUGUGCUGAGGCAGAAGAUGUUGGCUCCCAUCCUGAGGCUGAUGAAAGUCACCCGUCUCAGCUGGGGCAGCCGCUGCCAACUCACGAUGCCCUCCCAGCUCUGACCUGUGUGCUGAAGGAGGAGGAGGAGGAGGUCCUUGAGACCAGCCAGAGGCAAGCAGAGGAAUUUGGCUCCCCUUCUAAAGCUGCGGAGCUUCAGGACCAAGAGUUGGCUCAGAAAGCCUUAGCAAAGCCUGAUGUAGGAAUCAUGGGGGCCAAGAGGCAGAGAAUCCGUUUCUCGAGCAUCCAGUGCCAAAAAUAUAUCCACCCAGAUGGAUCAGAGAAGAACUGGACGAGCAGUACCUCGUCUGACACCAGCCAGGACAGGUCUUUGUCUGAAGAAAGCAUGUCCUCGGAGCCAGCGCCUGGCUACCCAUCGUCAGCGGCAAGCGACUCUGAAACCUACCUCUCCAUCAUCCACUCCCUGGAGACCAAGCUGUAUAUUACAGAGGAAAAACUGAAAGAUGUAACCAUGAAGCUGGAGAGCCAGCACGGCCAUAACCAGGAGACACUCAUUGCCCUGCACCACCAGUGGGCCAGCACAGAGUCACAGCUGCGGGAGCAGCUCCAGAGCAGCUUAUCCCAAGUCAGUGCUCUUGUCUCGCAGCUGGAGAGUGAGAGGCAGGAGAAGCUCAAGCUCAUAGAAAGCCAUGUUAGCGAGCUGGGAGGUUUCCAGGUGAAAAACAAUCAAGCGCUGGCUUGCUUAGAGAAGUGCAGGGAGCAGCUCAGAUCUCUGCCCAAGUCAGACAAGGAGCAAGAGAGUGAUUUGUUCCUUGUUACUCUAUCCAGCAUGGAAACAACCUUAUCGAGUGCGAUCCAGGCUUUGGGAGGGGCACCGGUCCCACCUGAGUGUCAGCAGAGCGAGGGCCUCAUUGCAAGGUCCCCUGCACCAGACAGGGGGGUGCUGGGUGAAGGGGAGCCCAUCUCUGAGGAGCAGCCGGCGGGGACGUUUGGUGCAGGCCAGCUGAGGUGGCUGUCUGAGAGGGUGGCCUUUGAGGCCUCUCUAAUCAGCCAGAUAGCAGAGUCUCUGAAAAAUGCAGGCUCAGAGAUAUCACAGCUUCUCAGGGAGAUCCAGGGAACGGCGGAGGCGGCUCUGAUAGAGCCGGCAAGUGCUUCUGGCACAGCAGUUGACUUGGCCGGUGUCCUAUCUAAGAAGCUGCUGCUGGAAGGGGAGUUCUGGAGCCAGGUGGAGGAGCUGAGAGUGCACCUGAGCACCAGGGAGGGAGAAGCAGAGGGCAAAACAGAACCAGCAGGUUUGGGCUUUUCACCGUGUUUUCUCAGUGCUGUAGCAGAUGCUACGUUGAUCAAAGCAGAACUUGGGUUUGUGGCACAGAAAAUGAGGGAGUCUUUUCACCAGAGGUUAAAAACGAUCGAAGAGGAUCUCCAUAACACCAAAACAGCUCUCCAGCAGCACAAGUGCAUGUUGGAGGAAAUUCUCAAAGCGUACAGGACUCCUGACUUUGACAGAGUUGUGCAUCAGAUUUCUGAAGCACUUGAAAUUCAGAAAGAUGCCUCAGAAAGAGCCCAGAUCUCCUGGGAUGGGAACUGCAUCCAAAUGGGACCAUGCCAGGAGGGGGCCAAGGUGGAGGAGGUUCGUGGCCUACAAGGCCGUGGUGGUGAAUCUCUUGUUUCCAUUCAGGAAGAUAUUGCCCAACAGCUAAAGGACAAAUCCAGUGUUCUUAAGGAAAUCUCCGUUGCCUUACUCUCUCUACCUCCUGAGGAGGCCGUGAGAGAUUGCCAGAACCUCCUCAAGAUAUCACAGAGUCUUUCUUAUCUCCCAUGCAUGGGAGACCUGGAGCGCUACUCCUCUCUGUUAGUCCAGGAUGCAAUAGUUCAGGCUCAGGUUUGUUAUGCUGCUUGCAAAGUCCGCCUGGAGUACGAGAGAGAGCUGAAGUCGUACAAGGAGUCCUUGCAGAGCAUGGAUGCUCUGUGCCAGGAGCGUGUGAAGACCAUCUCCCUGCUCCGGGAUGAGUACGAAGAGCUGCUGAGGAAGCAGCAGGGUGAGUACGGCGAGGUGAUUGCCAUGUUGGAGCGGGAGAACGCCGACCUCAAAGCCAAGGUCUCCCAACUCGAAGGUCAGCGGAGGCUUUUGGAGGAAGAGGAGCACAAACACAGCAAAACGUUGAGCGAGUUGCAGGGCCGGUACGAGGAAGAGAUUCGGAACGUGAUCGAACAGCUGAACAGGACAGAGGAUGCUCUGAAGGCUGAGAGGACAGAGGGCCUCAACCAGCUGGAUGCCAUCGUCCGCGACAAGCAGGACAUGGAGCGCUACCACCUGGAGCAGAUGCAGAUGCUGGAGGACAAGUUCCAGGUCAAGAUCAAGGAGCUGCAGGCCAUCCACGGCGAGGAGCUGCAGGCUCUGCAGGAGCACUACAGCCAGAACCUGCAGCGCCUGCAGCACGCCCUCGAUGAGUACCAGCAACAGCACCCGGACGCAGUCCCUGCGGUGGGACCAGAUGGUGGGGACGGCUGGGGGGCCGGGGAGCCGGGUGGCACCGGGCAGGGACCCAGUGGGGAGCUGGACUCCAUGCAUGGCCUGAGGGAACGCAUCCAGGAACUGGAGGCCCAGAUGAACGUGAUGAGGGAUGAGCUGGAGAACAAGCACCUGGAGGGCAGCGCUUCCACGCUGAGGGAAAAGUACCAGAAAGACUUUGAGAACCUAAAGGCAACAUGUGAGAGGGGCUUUGCAGCCAUGGAGGAGACACACCAGAAGAAGAUUGAGGACCUGCAGCGGCAGCACCAGCGGGAGCUGGAGAAGCUGCGGGAGGAGAAGGACCGCCUGCUGGCAGAGGAAACAGCUGCCACCAUUUCAGCCAUCGAAGCCAUGAAGAAUGCACACCGGGAGGAGCUGGAGCGAGAGCUGGAGAAGUCGCAGCGCUCACAGAUCAGCAGCGUUAACGCUGACAUCGAGGCCCUCCGGAGGCAGUACCUGGAGGAGCUGCAGUCGGUGCAGCGGGAGCUGGAGGUGCUGUCAGAGCAGUACUCACAGAAGUGCUUGGAGAACGCCCACCUGGCGCAGGCGCUGGAGGCUGAGAGGCAGGCCCUCCGCCAGUGCCAGCGGGAGAACCAGGAGCUCAACGCCCACAACCAGGAGCUGAAUAACCGCCUGGCUGCGGAGAUCACGCGGUUGCGGACCUUGCUGACCGGGGAAGGUGGAGGAGAGGCUGCUGGGUCGCCUCUCACCCAGGGCAAAGAUGCCUACGAGCUGGAGGUCCUGCUGAGGGUCAAAGAGUCGGAAAUCCAGUACCUGAAGCAGGAGAUCAGCUCUCUCAAAGACGAGCUGCAGACGGCACUGAGGGAUAAGAAAUACGCCAGCGACAAGUACAAAGACAUCUACACAGAGUUGAGCAUUGUGAAGGCCAAGGCAGACUGUGAUAUCAGCAGGUUGAAAGAGCAGCUGAAAGCAGCCACAGAAGCUCAGGGAGAGAAAUCCCCUGUGAACACCACUGUAUCGGGAUAUGAUAUUAUGAAAUCAAAAAGCAACCCUGAUUUCUUGAAGAAAGACAGAUCCAGUGUUAGCCGGCAACUAAGGAAUAUCAGGUCAAAGUCCGUUAUUGAGCAGGUCUCAUGGGAUAACUGAAAUGAACCCGAGUCCAGGUUCCCUGCCACGUAGAGCCUGAAGGAAGGCCUGACCGUGCAAGAACGCCUGAAGCUUUUUGAAUCCAGGGACUUGAAGAACGACUAGCUCUCCCCGCUCCGCUUCACCACGCGCACCUCCCGGCUUGAGGCAGCACAGCACCAGCACCGUUCGUCCCACGCCGCUCACCGCCGUCCUCGCUGACGUUCGGCCCCACGGCCCCCUCGCCGCCCCCCUUUACCCCGCUUGUGAGACGCUUCUGAGACUCUGAGAGGGAGAGGAAGGGAUUGGGCUGUGGGUUUUGUGGGUUAUUAUUAUUAUUAUUAUUAUUUUUCCCCCCCCUCUUCGGCGCUUUGUAGGAGAACCCUUCCUUUACUGUAAACCAUUACACUAAGUGUCAGUAUUAAGGCUCAGUAGCCUGUGAAUAAGCUAGCUCCGUCGUACCAACGCCUUGGUAUGUGCGCAGGGCCGGGUGGCGGGGGCCAACCCUCUUACUGCUGUCACGAGCCCCCAGUGCUCAGAGCACGCCGGGAGCUUCAUUCGCCGUUGAUCUUGUCGACUGCAUCUCUUGCACCUGCAAUGGGGGAAAGCCUGUGGGAUGCUGCCGGGGUGCCUGGAGGAGCCAUGCCAAUGCCUGGCUGGUGGAGGACACAGAGCCCGGGCUCCAGCGUUGGGUAGGGGCUGCUUUGGGCACCUGGUGCGCAGCGGGAGGGAGGGAAGCGUUUCUGGGGCCGAGCCGCGAGGUCACUUCUUGCCUCUCCUAGAUCCAGCCCAGCACUGUUUUUUUUGCUGUUACUCCCUUCCUCUCAUUGAGUCCUGUGUAUCUUAGGGUCUGUGCGCAUGUGAAACUCCCUUUUCCUAGUUCAAGGAAAGUAGAGUAGAAAGUAGAGCCAAUAUUGACUGAAAAUGCACAGUGCUCAAUGCAUAUAAUGCUCCUUUUUUAUCAGCUUCUUGAACUCGACUCUUCUGUCAGCAGGGCAGCUCCUAUUUUAAUUCGUUAAUCUUUUCCUGAAAUAAAAUUCUGAAAACCA